Molecule: messenger RNA, 931 nt
Organism: Medioppia subpectinata
Lineage: Eukaryota; Metazoa; Arthropoda; Arachnida; Sarcoptiformes; Oppiidae
Source: the annotation of a GenBank genome assembly
AUGUCCACAAUCGUCGCCGUCUUCAAAGGGUUGGCCGAAGACAUUGAGGGCGAAGUCGUCCAAAUCAAUUGGAAUCGCAAAAAGUUGGGCGAAUUUUUCCAAACCAAAUACGAUUGGGAUCUAUUGGCCGCGCGCUCUAUUUGGGCGUUCGGUCCCGAACAGAGCGGACCCAACAUCUUAGUGGACGACACACUGCCGUCGGAAGUCGAUAAGAAUCUGUUGGUUGCCGUUAAGGACUCGAUAGUGCAGGGCUUUCAAUGGGCUUCGCGUGAGGGCCCGCUCUGUGAGGAACCGAUUCGUAACGUUAAGUUCAAAAUAUUGGAUGCCGUGGUCUCCGGGGAACCGGCGGCCAGAGGUGGCGGACAGUUAAUACCCACGUCUCGACGGGUGGCGUAUUCGGCAUUCUUGAUGGCAACGCCUCGACUUAUGGAACCCUAUAAUUUCGUGGAAGUGUUGGCUCCGGCCGACUGUGUUUCGGCUGUUUAUACCGUAUUGGCUAAACGCAGGGGACAUAUCACUCAAGACAUACCGGUUCCCGGCUCUCCACUCUAUACAGUCAAAGCAUUCAUUCCCGCAAUCGAUUCGUUUGGCUUCGAAACAGACCUGAGAACCCAUACUCAGGGACAGGCGUUUUGUCUAUCAGUGUUCCAUCACUGGCAGAUCGUUCCCGGAGAUCCUCUGGACAAGUCAAUUGUGAUCCGACCGCUGGAACCGCAACCGGCGCCACAUUUGGCCCGAGAAUUCAUGAUUAAAACUCGACGUCGAAAAGGUCUGAGCGAAGACGUGAGCAUCAAUAAGUUCUUCGACGACCCUAUGCUUCUGGAGUUGGCCCGACAGGACGUCACUCUCUCCUAUCCAUUAUAAGUGAAUCACGCAUUACUUCUCUAAUCCUAUAUUAGUUUAUUUUUUCGUGUUUUAUUUCUAUCAUAUC